AUGAACCACUUUGACGGGAUCACGGUCAACCUCACCACCCAGAAGCGCCUGGCCGCCUCGGUCAUUGGCUGCGGCAAGAACAAGAUCUGGCUCGACCCCAACGAGGUCAGCGAGAUCAGCAACGCCAACUCCCGCCAAACCAUCCGCAAGCUAGUCAGCGAUGGCCUCAUCAUCCGCAAGCCCGUCACCAUGCACUCGAGAUCGCGCGCCCGUGAGCUGAACCUCGCCCGCCGUGAUGGUCGCCACCGUGGUUUCGGUAAGCGCAAGGGUACGGCCGAUGCCCGUAUGCCCUCGCAGGUCCUGUGGAUGCGCCGCCUCCGUGUCCUCCGCCGUCUCCUCGUCAAGUAUCGUGCCAGCGGAAAGAUCGACAAGCACCUGUACCACGAGCUGUACCACUCCAGCAAGGGUAACGCAUUCAAGCACAAGCGCGCAUUGGUUGAGCACAUCCACCGUGCUAAGGCAGAGAAGGCCCGUGAGCGUGCCAUCCAAGAGGAGAUGGACGCCAAGCGUGCGAAGACCAAGGCCGCCCGUGAGCGCAAGCAGGAGAGAGUGAUUCAGAAGCGAAACGCGAUGAUGGGCGAGGACGAGGAGGAGACCAAAUAG
Pseudomassariella vexata is the source of this 603-nucleotide messenger RNA. RefSeq names its product 60S ribosomal protein L19. Gene Ontology annotation, molecular function: RNA binding; structural constituent of ribosome. The record is from RefSeq and is a predicted model, not a curated record. The coding region runs from base 1 to 603 and encodes 200 amino acids. The transcript is spliced from 3 exons. Gene Ontology annotation, biological process: translation. Gene Ontology annotation, cellular component: cytosolic large ribosomal subunit; ribosome. Lineage: Eukaryota; Fungi; Ascomycota; Sordariomycetes; Amphisphaeriales; Pseudomassariaceae.